Messenger RNA from Quercus robur (English oak), 1407 nucleotides. RefSeq names its product probable FBD-associated F-box protein At5g38565. Lineage: Eukaryota; Viridiplantae; Streptophyta; Magnoliopsida; Fagales; Fagaceae. The transcript is spliced from 4 exons. Bases 698 to 1090 code for a protein of 130 amino acids. The record is from RefSeq and is a predicted model, not a curated record.
UCUUGAUCUUGAUUCACUAUUUUCAAAGCCCUAACUUUAUUGAUUUAGAUUCAGUAUUAAACAAAACCCAAAACACAAAACAGGGAGAGGGUAUAAAGAUUUUCAAAAGAGACUCACCGUGAGUCUUGACUCUUGAGAUGAGAAGUCGAUGAUCAAGCAGAUUUGGAGCUCCUCUAUGGCUUCGUGGAGAUGGUCCUCUGCUUCUCGGAGGCGGCGCUCAGUGUCGACGUUGUCUUGGAGUGGCAGCGAUGGUGGAGACCCUGCUGCUGAUGCCAUUUUUGUUGCACAGUCACAGUGAGAAGAGAGGGUGGCGAGUGGAGGCAGAUUGGCAUGAGAGGGAGUGUGGAGUGGAGGCUGUGGCUGUCUGAAUGUGAGAGUGAAAAGUGUGGGAUAUGUAGGGUAGGGUUUCCAACUUUUAUUUUUAUAGUCUGAUUAGUUUUAGUUUAAUUAGAUAUUUACUUAUUUUAAUUAAUCUAAUGGCCAAUGGGUUUUAAAAUGCUAUGUUAGUAUGUUUAAAAAGAGCCAGGGCCAUUAAUUUGAUGACUAAUCUCAGUGAUCUAUUUGAUCAUAUAAAGUUAUAAAACAAGCUGAUGAACAUGACAGUUGCGGUCACCUUAUUACAGAGCUCCCUAGCGUUCAAAGUUUGUUAGUACGUCAUACCAAGGUGCAGUCUCUUAGAUUUGGUUUUUCUCUUCCCAUGCUUAAUAUUUUGAGGUCACUGCAAUUUGAUUCAAAAUGCUGCAAAUGGCAUAUACUACCAAGGUUGCUUGAAAGUGCUCCUAAUCUUGAGAAACUUAUUCUUCAUAAGGUGGAUACUGAUGGACCACAUGAGUUGUGCUGUUGGACAGACCCACCACAUGUUCCCAAAUUUCUAGAAUCAUGCCUUUGGAUAAUUUCUUUAGUAAAAUUUAAAUGCUGGGAACAUGACUUGGAAUUCGUACAAUUUUUUCUGAAGAAUGCAAAAGUCUUGGAAAAAAUGGGAAUUCUUACUGGUUUAUUGGAUUUGGCAGAAAAUUCUCGAAUUCUCAAGAAAUUUUCAGAGUUACCAAGGGGUUCUUCUAAUUGUGAACUUUUUCUUCUCAAUGGUUGAAGAGUGUAUAAAUGAAUCUGCUGUGCUCAACAGCCCCAAAAGCCAUUUUUCUUCCCUCUAUUUUUCCUUUCAUUAAAAUGUAUAAUUCAUGUAGAAUUUCCAACAGGUUAUUGUGAUUUCAUACCUGCUUUAUUUUGUGCGGUUAAAUUCAGUUCUUGGUGGCCUCUUAAAAUGAAAAUCCUAGGUCUUAUGUUUGCAUAUUGACAUCUUGGAGUAAUUUUAUUUUGGGUACGCUUCUUUUACAUUUUAUGAAGAAAUGACGACAUUGACGAGGCCUAUAUUUUCUGUGAAUUGAAAUGAACUAUUUAAUAUGGCUC